Pararge aegeria (speckled wood butterfly) is the source of this 1194-nucleotide messenger RNA. Its product is annotated as visual system homeobox 2-like. The transcript has 10 exons. Gene Ontology annotation, biological process: regulation of transcription by RNA polymerase II. The record is from RefSeq and is a predicted model, not a curated record. Gene Ontology annotation, cellular component: nucleus. Lineage: Eukaryota; Metazoa; Arthropoda; Insecta; Lepidoptera; Nymphalidae. Gene Ontology annotation, molecular function: sequence-specific double-stranded DNA binding; DNA-binding transcription factor activity, RNA polymerase II-specific. Bases 1 to 1194 code for a protein of 397 amino acids.
AUGCAAGCAAUGAGUGCAAACGCAAGCGCGCCAAGAGCGCCGCAACGGUCUCCUUUCGGGAUACAAGAACUCCUUGGUCUGUCAGACAACCGGGACAGUAGAGACCGAUAUUUUGAGAAUCGCGACGGAGACCGAGUUUUGAAUUUAUCAGAGAGCAGGGAGCUCAGGACGUACACACCACAGUUCCCGCUGCCUGCGUCAAUGGCUAGCCGGGUCGCGUACGCUGCGGCGUUCAACGCACAAGCAGCCGUCGCAGCGGCAUUCCUACCGGGCCCUCCACUCUUACACCCACCACCUGGUUUCCCGCAGAUCAAAUCACCUUACAGUCCCAGCGCACAGCCUCACCUUACAGCUGUGCGACAAUUUUAUUCAGGCGUGUCAUCAUUAGAAGCAGCAAAAGACUUCACAGUCGACGGCCUCACCGGCUACAAUGGCAAGAAGAAGAAGAAAAAACGCAGACAUAGCAGGACGAUCUUCACAUCCUACCAGCUGGACGAGCUCGAGAAGGCUUUCAAGGACGCGCACUAUCCCGACGUAUACGCCAGAGAAAUGCUAUCACUAAAGACCGACCUCCCGGAAGAUAGGAUACAAGUGUGGUUCCAGAACAGACGGGCGAAGUGGCGCAAGACGGAGAAGUGCUGGGGCCGCUCCACCAUCAUGGCGGAGUACGGGCUGUACGGCGCCAUGGUGCGACACUCGCUGCCGCUGCCGGAGACCAUCCUCAAGAGCGCGAAGGAGAACGACAACGUUGCGCCGUGGCUGCUCGGCAUGCACCGCAAGUCGCUGGAGGCGGCGCACCACCUCAAGGAGUCGGGCUCCGAGCGCGAGGGCUCCGAGGCGGAGGCCGAGCGAGCGCCCUCCGCGUCGCCGCACCGCCACGACACGCACGACGCGCAGGCGCAAAGUUCCCCCGGAAGCAGCACCACGGCAUCCUCGUCAGCGAAGGGCCGCGCGUCCCCGGAGGGCCGGGAAAUGUAUGAGGACCCCGAAGCCUUCCGCAACAACAGCAUCGCCUGCCUGCGCGCCAAAGCACAGGAGCACCAGGCGCGGCUGCUGUCUAACAACCUUCUCCUUCAGGUGCGUGGCAUGCAACGAGCGAGCGGCGCAGCGAGCGUGGUAGACGAAGACGGGCCCGCGGACAUCGACGUGGGCACCGAGCCGCCCCCACUCGAUGCCACCACGCGGCUUUACUGA